Molecule: messenger RNA, 2954 nt
Organism: Heterocephalus glaber (naked mole-rat)
Lineage: Eukaryota; Metazoa; Chordata; Mammalia; Rodentia; Bathyergidae
Source: RefSeq, a predicted model, not a curated record
CGCCCGCCCGCCUCGCCCCUGGCUCUCAGUCCGCCGGGUGGGUUCGGCAGCCCGGCGAGCCAGAUCUAAAGGUGGGCGCACAGCGAUCGCGGCUAGUCCCUCGCGCUCCCGCCCCUACCCGGUCCCGCGGGCCGGCCAUGCUCUGGGCUCCGGUCGCCGCGCGCACCCAGGCCCGGCGAUGAGGAGUGGCGCCGAGCGCAGGGGCAGCAGCGCCGCGGCGCCCCCGGCCUCGCCGCCCGCCGGCCGCGCUCGCUCCUCCGGCCCCGACGCGUCCCCGGCCCUGCCGCCACCAGUCGCCGGCCAGCCCCGGGUCCGGGAUGCAGGCGAUGCCCGCGCGCAGCCGCGCCCCCUGUUUCCGUGGAGCAAGUGGAAGAAGAGGAUGUCCAUGUCCUCCAUAUCGGCGGCCACGACGCGGAAGCCGGUAUUUGACGACAAAGAGGACGUGAACUUCGACCAUUUCCAGAUCCUGCGUGCCAUAGGGAAGGGCAGCUUCGGCAAGGUGUGCAUUGUACAGAAGCGGGACACAGAGAAGAUGUAUGCCAUGAAGUACAUGAACAAGCAGCAGUGCAUUGAGCGCGACGAGGUCCGCAAUGUCUUCCGAGAGCUGGAAAUCCUUCAGGAGAUAGAACAUGUCUUCCUGGUGAACCUCUGGUACUCCUUCCAGGAUGAGGAGGACAUGUUCAUGGUGGUGGACCUGCUUCUGGGUGGGGACCUGCGCUACCACCUGCAACAGAAUGUCCAGUUCUCUGAGGACACAGUGAAGCUGUACAUCUGUGAGAUGGCACUGGCCCUCGACUACCUGCGCAGUCAGCACAUCAUCCACAGAGAUGUCAAGCCAGACAACAUUCUUCUGGAUGAGCAAGGACAUGCCCACCUGACCGACUUCAACAUCGCUACUAUCAUAAAAGAUGGGGAGCGGGCGACAGCUUUAGCUGGCACCAAGCCCUACAUGGCUCCGGAGAUCUUCCACUCUUUUGUCAGUGGUGGGACCGGCUACUCCUUCGAGGUGGACUGGUGGUCAGUGGGGGUGAUGGCCUAUGAGCUGCUGCGAGGAUGGAGGCCCUAUGACAUCCACUCGAGCAAUGCCGUGGAGUCACUGGUGCAGCUGUUCAGCACUGUGAGCGUCCAGUACCUGCCUACCUGGUCCAAGGAGAUGGUGACCCUGCUGCGGAAGCUCCUCACUGUGAACCCUGAGCACCGAUUCUCCAGCCUUGAGGACAUGCAGGCGGCCCCAUCGCUGGCCCAUGUGCUGUGGGACGAUCUGAGUGAGAAGAAGGUGGAGCCGGGCUUUGUGCCCAAUAAAGGGCGCCUCCACUGUGACCCCACCUUUGAGCUGGAGGAAAUGAUCCUGGAGUCGAAGCCCCUGCACAAGAAGAAGAAACGGCUGGCCAAGAACAAGUCACGUGACAGCAGCAGGGACAGCUCCCAGUCGGAGAACGAUUACCUUCAGGACUGCCUUGAUGCCAUCCAGCAGGACUUUGUGAUUUUUAACAGAGAAAAGCUGAAGAGGAGCCAGGACCUCACUAACGAGCCUCUUACAGCCCCUGAGACUGGGGAUGCCGCAGAGCCCAUGGUGGACAGCGAGACGGAGAGUGUGGCCUUGCCUAUGUGUGGCUCCAUCUGCCCCUCAGGGCUAUGAAAUGAUGAAGGGCCAGAAUGAUCACAGAAUACUGGAGGAAGAUCUGGCUGUGCCAGUACCAAGUCAGAAGUUGCAGGAAGAACAGGAAGCUCCCUGGCCCCUGCCUGCCCUGGCCCAGACACAGUGGGAGCUGACCAUCGGUUCUGCAGCAAGACCUGGAUCUCAUCAACUCAAUGUGGUGUACACACAAGAACGGAUGUGACACCCAGGUCAUCACCAGGAGGGCAGCAUGGUCACAUCCAGGUGACUGUGCUACAGCGAGACCCCAGAGGUGGCUGUGUUCUGGAUGAGGGAGUUCAGGGUCCUGCAUAAAUGUGUAAUGCUGAGCAUGCGUUUUGGGAAUGAUGCUCCUUUCUGUGAGGCUGGCAGGGAUGGGAUGUCAUCAGUUCCCUUUAUCACCGUCUCCUUGGAUGAGACUCUGGUGGGAGACACUGGCCCAGUGGAUAUCAGCCCAUGUGAACUCUGGUGCCAAGGCCUCACUGACCAAGUACAUCUGGACCAAAGGGAACCCAGGAAGGAAGUAGCUGGAUGCCAGAAGGGCCCUUCUUCAGGUGAGCUGCCAAGAUGAGUGCUUUACCAGAGCCCUGAUGCACAUGUGACCCGUCAGAGGUUGCAGGGGAAGCACUGAUAUCUGGCAGUGGCCAGAGAACAGUGGUAGUAGUCAGGGAGACCUCCCUGCUCCUGGGGCGGGAACAUCCCACCCGGAGUACAUACUGGCACCACCUUUGAGAAAGAGGCUGAGGCCAGGAGGCCAGUGCAGUCCUGACUUCCAGGGUUCUGAGGCUGCUCUGCCCAGAGGGGCCGGGCUUAGCUCUUGCAGCAUGUGAGUGGCAACUGCCUAGGCUGCCUCCACACCUCCAGCUACCUGCAGGUUCCCAUGCACCUUGGCAAUCCAGCUUUCUGGGCUAGUUUGAAGUCAGUCAGAAUGGGUAUGGGCACCCUCACUGUGACCACCUGGCUGCACGUCAGUCUGCAUCCUUGCAGCUCCUCCCACCAUUCAGGCCCAGCCUUCCCGUGGCUCCAUGCAGGCAGAGAUGCACUGCAGGACAUGACUGCCUUUCAUUAGCCAUGAGGCUAGGGGGAAAGCAGCGGCAAGGUGGCACCUAGGUCAGCACAGCAGCUGCUCAUGGGGCUUGUGUGAGGGGAGAAAGCCAGGCUGUCCACACACAUGGGCUUCUAACCCAGACAUCUUUAAUUGACCUGACUCACACUGGGCUGAGACAAUGCCCACCGUCUGGGGUGGCAGCAUGCAUAGGUUGCUGGCUAGUUUCCUCACUGUACAAAACUGCUAUGCUAAUAAACCUAUGGAAAUACA